CAGUGAGCGUUCAGGUCGAGGCUGCCGCGGCGGGGACGACGGCGGAGAAUUAACCCAACCAACCAAACAAACACACAAACGGACUAACGGCUCAUUUAUCCUCCAUCUUCUCCCCCUCCUCCUCCUCCUCCUCCUCCUUCUUCUCCUUCUUCUUCUUCUCCUCCAGACCGGUCCGCCGCUUCCCGCUCCUGGCCUCACCGACGUCACCCAUGCAGCAGAGCAGACCCUGGACGGGACUCGCUCCAUGUGGUUUAUGUUGGGUAACGGGGUGAAGCGGAAACUGGACGAGGAUGAGGACGUUUUGGAGGAAGAGCGGCGUCCCCUGGCGGUCGGCGGCGUGUCCCAGGCGUCGUACACGCUGCAGCGUCAGACGGUCCUCAACGUGUCGCUCAUGAAGCUGUACGCUCCGCGGUUGGGCGCCGACCUCGGCCUGCAGCGCCGAGUCCUCAUCAACAACAUCAUCCGCCGCAUCCACGACGACUUCAGGCAGGAAGGAGGCGUCGGCGCUCUCUUCUUCUCCUCGGCGCCGCCCGUCGCUGCCGCGUCCUCCGCCGCCGCCUACGAGGACGAAGGCUUCCGGCAGGCUCCGCCUCCUCCCUCCUCCUUCAGCAUCCUGUCGUCGCCGCUGUCGGGACUCACGCCGCUGGACUCCUGCCUGACGCCCGCCUCGCUGCUGGAGGAGGAGGACCUGCCCAUGUUCUUCACCCUGCCGCCCUCCUCCUCCACCCAAAACCACUCCCCGAGGCCGCCGCCCUCGCCGUCGCCCAAAGACAGCUUCUCCUCGGCCCUGGAGGAGAUCGAGGAGCUCUGCCCCUCCUCUUCGUCUUCCUCCUCCUCCUCCUCCUCCUCGGGCCCGCCGUCACCUCCUCCCGCUCUGGUUCAGUUUGACGUCGUCAUGAAGGAGGAGGGGCGGGGCUUUCAGGAGGUGGAGAGCAGGUUGGAGAAACCUCCUCCUCCUCUUCUUCCUCUUCCUCCCUCCCCGUCCUCCCCGGGCUCCUUCCUGACGGACUUCGCCCUGGACGACGUCCUCUUCACAGACAUUGACACGUCCAUGUACGACCUCGGCCCCUGCCCGCCUCCGCCGGGAGCCCCGCCAUCCAAGAUGGCCCCCGUCGUGAUGGCGGACGACCUCGUGCGGUCGAUGUCGGGGUACGGAGCGGCGGGGGCGGCGCAGAACCAGCCUUUUAAAAUGGACCUGGCGGAGCUGGACCACAUCAUGGAGGUGCUGGUGGGCAGCUGAGAGGACCAGGAGACCUUUUUGUUUUAUAUAUAUAUAACUUUUUGUUAAUUUUGUACAGUUUUAAAGUCACGACGGGCUUCACGCUGGUUUUAUUCUGGAGGAAUCAAGCUGCUGCGUGUUGAGGUUCAACAUCGAUAAACCAUGAGGACAUUAGUUCACUUACAUCAGCCUCUCAUGGGGACUGUUUCAGAGAUGGCAGGAGGAAAGAAAUAAAGCUUCAACCUGUUUCUCCUCGUCACAAAGAGGAAACACGGUUUAACGGCCUGCUCGGUAUUCAGUUGUCAAGGCAACAGGUAGAAAGAAUAGCCUUAAAGAAACUCUGGUUCACUCACAGCAACGUUUAUUAAUGUGGACUUUCCACAACCAGACAUUAAAUGAAAUAACGUAUCCAUCUUGAUAGCAUCAAUGCUAGCACUUAUAUAAGAGCUUUCUGAGCUCCUCGUUCCCAGGAUGGUUCAUCGUUAGAAAAACAAGCGCUCCUUAACGGGACAGUAAAUCCACACAGUUUAUACAUCGACUCCUCUCAUAACCGUCUGCAAUCUGACAGAGGAGGUUCAAUAAACUGCAUAGUUUAAUAUAGAUGUGUAUAUAUAUAUAUAUAUAUAUAUAUAUAUAUAUAUAUAUCAUGAUGGAUAUCGUGUUUUCAUUUAUCUAUAUGUAGAUAUCUAAACCGUAUUAUCCAUUAUUGCGCAAAAAAACGUGUGGAUUUACUUCACUUGCAGUGAUUCUAUUGAAAUGAAAUGAUGAGAUUGGAAGCUACACAUUAUAUUUGAGCCCACAAAGAUGUAUUAAUGUUUAAUGAAGUACACGCAGCAGCUUUAACCACUGGGUUAAAUAGUUUCCUCACCAGCGUGGAGACGGACGCUCGGGCUUCGUCCUCCGCUCCAGACUGGACGUCACCAGCGUGGAGCGCCGUCCUCUUUUCUACCGCUGUCCCAGAAAUUGUAAGAAAAACAAAGAGACUUUUCUACCGUCGGUGCAUGUUUUUACAAAUGAGAAGAAGAAAAAUAUCUCAUCAGCAUUUACUGUAAAAAAAAAACUAAAACAAUCCAGUGCCUUUUUAUAAAACCUCCAUCACGCCGUCACGUCUCGCUGUUACCCGUCACCAACUCUGAAGGAAGGUUUCAUCAUGUAAUACCGUUUUACAAAUCCAGCUGUUUGUCAACAAAGAAUGUCAAAGUCUUUUUAAAAAAAGUAACUCAACAUGUGAAAAUGUUUAGUUAUUUGUUUUAAAAUGAAAAUGCAAAGUCUGCUUUUUUAUGUUUUUGGUUUUUUUAUCAAUGAAUCCCACCAAAAAAAACACAGAAAACCCACAGUGUGUUUGGAAACACCAAACAUACAUGUCAAUUUAAUUAUUUGUUUUGUUCUUUUCAUUUGGAUUUGAUGAGAAGAAAAAAAAUAUAUAUACAUAUUUGGCAUCACGGUUUCUGGUUAAAAACCAACUUGUAGUUUUAGAAGUUGUUGCCUUUGGUUGAGUUAAAACCUGAGCUAAGUUAUCAAGUAAACAAACUGAAAAUCAAACUGUAAAGACUAUAAAUAUGAAUACAAAUCUAAACAGUAAUAACUUUAUUUUGGGGGUAAAUAUUUAUGGCGUUUUAGAUGAAAGAUAAAAAAUAAUAAGAGAAUUUGUAGGAAAGGAAAAACAUUUAAAUGCAAUAAGUGCAAAAUAUAACAUUUAUCUUGCUCAACACUGACAU
Molecule: messenger RNA, 2937 nt
Organism: Anoplopoma fimbria (sablefish)
Lineage: Eukaryota; Metazoa; Chordata; Actinopteri; Perciformes; Anoplopomatidae
Product: SERTA domain-containing protein 2-like
Cellular component (GO): nucleus
Molecular function (GO): transcription regulator activity
Source: RefSeq, a predicted model, not a curated record